UUAAGCGUCUGGGGUUUAAUGAGUUAAUUAGUAGUUAAGAGCAGUGUUUUAAGAUAUAGAGAAUGGAUUAUUUAAAUAUUAGUGCAGGAAUGUUUUAAAGCAAAGUUCUAACCGCUGUUUAAAACGAUGCUGUUGGAUGUGUGGUAUGAUAUACCGCUGUUCAGUCAGUAUCGCGAUAAUGUUGUUUUUUUUUUAAUGUUACUGAUAUCGCAGGAGGUGAGACUGGGGCAGUGAAUAAAGAACUGUGUGAAUAAUCAUGACUGUCUCUCAGUGUGGAGUUAAAUGCAGAGGAAGUGUUCUGACAUUAAUAUCUUUUCGGAGUAAACCUCGCGCUUCUUUCUGUGAUCUUCCGUCUCGUUAACUGCCUCCUGGUCCAGACCAGCUUCGUCCCGGAUGAGUACUGGCAGUCGCUCGAAGUCUCCCACCGGAUGGUCUUCAGAUAUGGCUACGAGACGUGGGAGUGGAAGGAAGGGAUUCGCGGUUACUCGUACCCCCUGCUCUUCGCUCUGAUCUACAAAACCCUCCACCUGCUGCAGUAUGAUACGGUUCAGCUCCUGAUCCUGUUGCCUCGUCUUCUUCAGGCGCUUCUCUCAGCGCUCGCUGACGUAAAGCUUUACGAAAUCACUCGCAAGUGGGAGAAUCCAGAAGCAGCCAAAUGGACAUAUUUCUGUCAGCUAUGCUCCUGGUUCACCUGGUACUGCUCCACCCGGACCCUCACCAACACCAUGGAGACCACGCUCUCCGUCCUGGCACUCAGUUAUUACCCGCUGCACGGCUCUAGAACACACGGCAGCUGGAAGUACCUCUCUCUCGUCUCCUUGGCCGUUAUCGUUCGGCCCACGGCUCUGAUCGUGUGGCUGCCGCUGCUGCUUCAUCACCUGUGGCGUGAGGAGAACAAGCUGAAGCUCGUCACUCAGCAGGGACUUCCUGUCGCGGCUGUCACACUGACGGUUUCUACACUUAUAGACUGCAUGUUUUAUGGAAAGUGGACGUUCGUGCAGUGGAACUUCCUGAAGCUGAACGUGCUGCACAGCGUGGCGGAGUUUUACGGGACACACCCGUGGCACUGGUACCUCACUCAGGGCUUCCUGGUGGUGAUCGGCCCACACCUGCCCUUCUUCCUGCACGGCUGCACCCUCGCCGCCAAGAGACACCGAGUCCUGCUCCUGAGCAUGGCGUGGACCCUGACCGCGUACAGCUUUCUAGCACACAAGGAGUUCCGCUUCAUCUACCCCGUCUUACCCUUCUGCAUGAUCUUCUGUGGUACGUCCCUGGUGAAGCUGCGCUCCUGGAGGAAACCUGCUGCCGGAGCUCUGCUGCUCUUAAACCUGCUCCCGGCUUUAUACACAGGUUUGGUUCAUCAGCGUGGAGUCCUGGAUGUGAUGGAUCACCUGCAGCGCCUGUGUGACCUCAGAGACUCUCCCAGCUCCCCUGAGCCCCACGUGCUGUUCCUCAUGCCCUGCCACUCCACUCCACUCUACAGCCACCUUCACUGUCCAAUCAGACUCCGCUUCCUGGAAUGUCCCCCGGAUCUCCGAGGAGACCCAGAUUACGUAGAGGAAGCGGCCUCGUUCUACGCGGAUCCACUCGGCUGGCUCGGGACGUCGUACCCCAACAGAUCCACCCUUCCGUCACAUGUGGUCUUGUUCGAUCCACUCGAGAAGGAAAUUUCUACUUUUCUGGAUGGAAAUGGAUUCGUGAAGAAAGCUGAACUGUUCCACACACAUUUUCCUGAAGGACGGGUCGGAAAGAGGAUUUGUAUCUACGAGCAAUAAGUCAAAUCUGACUCAUGGAGCUGAUAGAAUUAAUGCACUAUUGCUUUUUUUGUAAAGUUUAAAAAAAAAAAAAAUUGACAUUACAUGUGAUGUUUCUAAUUAAAUCCAUGUUUUUAUAAAAUAUCUCACACAGAUGUGUUUCAAGAAGGAAGACAAUCCACAUCAAGCAAAAUAAAUUUUUAUUGUGGAUUUUUUUUUUUUUUUUUUUCCUGAAAUGCAAAAACGGCAAACAAAACGGGGGGGUUGAACUGGAAUGUAACCUAUCCAGCAUGACGUAACAAUACCUAAAGGAGAAACACACCACACACACCCAGGAUGGAAAAACAUUCUGCUCCGUGUUGCACGAUCGAGUGUUCAGCAGCAAUAAAGUUACUUAAUGAAUAACAAGCUACAUGCCGACACACACAGUUCAAUGUACUUCAGCUGAAAGCUCAGUAGAUCAGACUUAAUUAUUUGGUCCUACGACAGAUUAAUUACAAUUUGUGCAAUUAAAUUAAUUAGUCUUUUUAAUACAAAUAAACUUUUACCAACACAGUG
Molecule: messenger RNA, 2312 nt
Organism: Neoarius graeffei (lesser salmon catfish)
Lineage: Eukaryota; Metazoa; Chordata; Actinopteri; Siluriformes; Ariidae
Gene: pigb
Product: phosphatidylinositol glycan anchor biosynthesis, class B
Exons: 12
Coding region: 429-1775 (448 amino acids)
Biological process (GO): GPI anchor biosynthetic process
Cellular component (GO): endoplasmic reticulum membrane
Molecular function (GO): alpha-1,2-mannosyltransferase activity
Source: RefSeq, a predicted model, not a curated record